Messenger RNA from Myxocyprinus asiaticus (Chinese sucker), 469 nucleotides. RefSeq names its product H-2 class I histocompatibility antigen, Q9 alpha chain-like. Bases 59 to 454 code for a protein of 131 amino acids. The record is from RefSeq and is a predicted model, not a curated record. Gene Ontology annotation, biological process: immune response. Lineage: Eukaryota; Metazoa; Chordata; Actinopteri; Cypriniformes; Catostomidae. The transcript is spliced from 2 exons. Gene Ontology annotation, cellular component: external side of plasma membrane.
GCACAUUGGAGUUGGAAAUCAGAGAGGUGAAGAUAAACAUACGCUCUCAUCAAACACAAUGCGUGCAGUUAUUCUUGUACUCCUUUGCGCUCAUGUCGCUAAUGCAGCCACUCAUUCCCUUCAGUACUUCUACACUGCUGUCACAAAGGGGCUAGAUUUCCCAGAAUACACAGCUGUUGCAAUGGUAGAUGAAAAGCAAUUUGUGUACUAUGACAGCAGCAUUUACAAGAUGAUUCCCAGGAGUGACUGGAUAAAGAACAAUGUUGGACAAGACUAUUGGGACAGGGAGAGUAAGAUUCAGCAGGGCUCUCAAGAAGUCUUCAAGAGCAAUGUGAAUGUUGCCAUGCAGCGUUUCAAUCAAACUAAAGGUAAGUCAGAACACAUCACCAAUGUAGCCUUUAUACCCAAUAUACAUCAGACUACUGUAUAUGGCCUAUGUGUUUUAAUAGAUUAGUAUAAUUCAUGGAUA